AUGGCAUUAGUUAGGUGGCUUUGGCGGUCUGUCAUUGUUACAAUAUUAGUAGUUGAAGUACACUGCCCUCCGCCAAACAGAGCACCACCCAGCGAUUCGAAUAAUGCCAAAGAUCAAGCCGGACAACAACAACAACUUAAUCAACAGAUUCCUGGCCAAGAUGGACAACCACCUCCAAGACCUAUCUAUGAAUUUGCUUAUUCAAAAUACCUUGAGCAAGUUGUUAGGAUACUCGAAAGUGACCCGAAAUUUACUGAGAAGUUAAAGUCAAUGCCCGAACAGGAUAUAAAGAGCGGGAAAAUCGCCGACCAUAUAGAUGACUUGGGUCCCCAUGUUUUUGAACAACUUACUAAAGUAAAGUUAGCAGAAAUUGAAAGACUUCGAGAAGCUAUUGCGAAGCAAAUUGAAGCUGAUAAAGGCGCUCAUAAAGUCAAGGUACCUGAACAUAUUGACGUGGAUAAUUGGGAGAGGUUUGGGAAAGAAGAUCUAAGAAAGUUGAUAAGAAAGACGGUAGCAGACAUGGAUGAGAUUGAUCGCCAACGAAAGCAGGAAUUCAAAGAGUAUGAAAUGAGGAAAAAAGCUGAGGCGGAUCAUAAAAUGUUAGCUUUGGAUGUAGUGAAGUCACAUUUUGAGGCAAACAUGACACCUGAAGAACGUGAAAAGUUCAAAAUAGAGCUUGAUGCUCGGGAACAGCGUCAUAACGAACAUGAAAAGGUAAGACAUCCAGGAAGCCGUGAUCAGCUGGCAGAAGUUUGGGAGGAGUCUGACAAGAUGGAUAAGGACACCUUUGAUGCGCGUACUUUCUUUGCUCUGCAUGACUUAAACGGUGACGGGUUUUGGAGUGAAAGCGAACUAGAAGCGUUAUUCCAGCUAGAAUUGCAGAAACUUUACAACGAUACGAAUCCUGAUGAUGACCCUAGAGAAAAGGUGGAAGAAAUGUACCGAAUGCGUGAACAUGUUGUGAAGCAGAUGGACAAGAACGGUGACCGUAUGAUAUCGCUGGACGAAUUUCUGAGCGAUUCCGAGGUUCAGCAGCCAAACAAAGAUCCAGGUUGGAAGGAUAUUGGUGAUCAGCCAGUUUUUACAGAUGAAGAGCUGCAGAAAUUUGAGGAAGAGUACGCUAGACAACAAGGUUGGGGAGAAUAUGCCUACUCAACUCCUGCGACAACACCUGUUCCACGACGUGUUGAACCGUCUCCCGUACAGUCAGAUCACUUUGCUCCUCAGUAUCAAGGCGUUCCACAGCAGCAGGCCGUUCCAGCUCAGCAGAGGAUUCCUCAACAGCAAGGAGUCCCUCAGUAUCAAGGCGUUCCACAGCAGCAGGCGGUUCCAGCACAGCAAGGAAUUCCUCAACAGCAGGGGAUUCCCCAACAGCAAGGAAUCCCUCAGCAACAAGAUGUUCCCCAACAACAAGGAGUUCCCCAUCAGCAAGGAGUCUCUCAACAACAAGGCGUCCCUCAACAACAAGGAGUCCCGCAACAACAAGGAGUCCCUCAACAACAAGGAGCUUCACAACAAGUGGUUCCGCAACAGCAGGCCGUUCCGCAACAAGUGGUUCCACAACAGCAAGCAGUUCCUCAACAGCAAGCAGUUCCUCAGCAACAAGUAGUCCCUCAACAGUAG
This is a messenger RNA of Enterobius vermicularis (human pinworm), 1623 nucleotides long. NCBI's taxonomy places the organism in Eukaryota, Metazoa, Nematoda, Chromadorea, Rhabditida, Oxyuridae. The record is from the annotation of a GenBank genome assembly.